AUGACGUCGUCGUCAGCAGGACCUCUUCGCCGGGCCCGCCCCGCAGGCGACAAACCCCAAUCCCCCUCCAACGAGCUCCCCAAACGGACAAGCAAUGUGCCUCAAGACGGGGCUAACGGGCACACACGUGAAGAGCGGACCGUCGACCCAGAUGGGAUCAAUGAGCAAUCGCCACUCCUCUCCCCAGUCUCUAAUGAACGCGAUGGCUUUAUCGACGGCCCGGCGGCUGGUGCCGUCGACGUGCACCAAGCCACCAAGAGCAUAUGGUAUCUCAUCCUCCUUACCAUGAGCAUUGGCGGCCUCCAGAUUGCUUGGUCUGUCGAGAUGUCCGCCGGAUCGCCCUACUUGCUGUCUCUCGGCCUGAGCAAGUCUCUCAUGGCGCUGGUCUGGAUUGCCGGCCCCCUCUCGGGCACCCUGGUUCAGCCCUACGUCGGCAUGCUGAGCGACCAGUGUCGAAUCAGUUGGGGGAAGCGGAAGCCUUUCAUGCUCGGAGGUACCGUUGCUACUAUGCUUUCUCUGAUGAUUCUUGGCUGGACGCGCGAAAUCGUCGGCGGCUUCCUCGGCAUCUUCGGCGCCUCGGUCGAGUCGCAGGGCGUCAAGCUUUGCAUCAUUGUCACGGCAGUUCUCUGGGUAUAUAUACUGGACUUUGCCAUCAACACCGUGCAAGCAGCUAUUCGCGCCUUCAUUGUCGACUGCGCACCCACCCAUCAGCAAGAGGUUGCAAAUUCCAUGGCAAGCAGAUUUGUCGGGUUUGGCAAUAUUAUUGGCUACAUGGCUGGCUAUGCGAACCUAACCAAGACGUUCUGGUGGCUCGGCGACUCCCAAUUUAAGGAGCUCUGUGCAAUAGCCAGCAUCUCCCUUUUCGCCACGGUAGUUGCAACCUGCCUUCUGAUCCGCGAGAGGGAUCCUCGCCUGGAGGGUCCUCCCCCAAAGGACAAGGCUGGCGUUCUUCCCUUCUUCCGAAAGAUAUUCACCUCCAUCAAGAGGCUGCCGCCACAGACCAGAAAGGUCUGCGAAGUCCAGUUCUUCGCCUGGAUCGGCUUCUUCCCCAUGCUAUUCUACACGUCGUCGUUUAUCGGAGAGAUCUACGCCGAGCCCUUUCUCGAGAGAAACCCCCACAUGACGCCGGAAGAGUUGGAUGAGCUGUACGAACGAGCCACGCGGGAAGGGACAUUUGCGCUGCUCAUCUUUGCCAUCACCAGCCUGGCCACAAACGUUUUCCUUCCGUUCUUUAUCAUGCCAACCUACGAUAACCAGACUGCCGGUAUCGAGGGCUCCAGCGACGGGGAGUAUGAGGAGGAGCAGAAGUCGUGGUUGGACUAUCUGGUCAUCCCUGGUUUCACACUUCGCCGUGCCUGGAUGUUUUCUCAGAUCCUCUUCACAGGCAGUAUGCUGUGCACCGUUUUUGUCCGGACGGUUGCUGCUGCCACGGUGCUCAUCGGGCUUGUGGGCAUCACCUGGGCUCUGACCCUCUGGGCACCAUGGGCCAUCAUCAGUGCCGAGAUUUCUCGCCGCGACGAACUUCGGCGCGGUCAGAAGCAGCAGUCUCCGUCGCCCAGCCGUGAGCAUAUAGCCUCGCUGGACGGUUAUUCGUCGGACGAGAACCGAGAACGCGAGGUUGGCGGAGCCGGCGAGGAAGAAGAAGACCAAGCCGGUGUAAUUCUAGGAAUCCACAACAUGGCCAUUGCAGCGCCACAAAUUAUUGCCACGGUGGUUAGCAGCAUCAUCUUUCGCAUCUUCCAAAAGCCUCGCGGGACUCCGGGCGACCACAGCAUGGCCAUUGUGAUGGCGCUCGGCGGCCUCACAGUGAUGAUUUCCGCCUGGUUUAUCCAUCUCAUUCGGGAUGAUCCUUCUGUCCCAAAAGACAUCAUGAGUGCCAUCGAGGACGGCGAGUGCAGCCGCCCUAGCACGAGCCACAGCCGCAGUCGUUCUCACGAGCAACUUCCCCGUGCCAGCCUGGAACGGGCCACCCUGGUCAGAAACCAGAGUUUUGGUGGGAUGGAAUACUGA
This is a messenger RNA of Lasiosphaeria miniovina, 2010 nucleotides long. RefSeq names its product MFS general substrate transporter. Gene Ontology annotation, molecular function: sucrose:proton symporter activity. The coding region runs from base 1 to 2010 and encodes 669 amino acids. Lineage: Eukaryota; Fungi; Ascomycota; Sordariomycetes; Sordariales; Lasiosphaeriaceae. Gene Ontology annotation, cellular component: plasma membrane. The transcript has 3 exons. The record is from RefSeq and is a predicted model, not a curated record.